AUGGAGAAGUACUUUAAUAACAAGAAACAAAAAGAGAAUGAAGGAACACCAGAAAAUUUAUUGAUUGAGGAACAACAGAAUCAGAAUGAUAAUGACAAUGUGGAUGAGCAGAAAGAGAACGAGGAAAUGAUUGAACCUACCAAUGUGGAGAAUCAAAGCAGAAUGAGUUGUGAGCAACUUCACGUGGAGAACAAUGGACUUUUUUUGCAAAUGAUAGAAAUGGUUGCUGAAUUUGACCUAAUAAUAAGAGAACACAUUCGACGUGCUCAAGCACACGCAAGUCAUGAGGAGCAAAUGUCUCUAGUAAUACGAUGUGUGGAUGAAUCAAUGGACUCGUCGAUGGUAAAAGAGUAUUGGAUUGAAUUUUUGAAAGUGGACGAUACAUCAGGACUUGGAUUGUCCACUGAACUUACAAAUGUGUUAACGAAUCUUAAACUUGAUGUUGAUAAUAUAAGAGGUCAAGGGUAUAAUAAUGGAGCUAACAUGAGCGGGAGACAUAAAGGUGUACAAAAAAGGUUACUUGAAACAAAUCCUAGAGCUUUCUAUACUCCAUGUGGUUGUCAUAGCCUGAAUUUAGCAUUAUGUGAUAUGGCAAAUUAUAAGGUUGAAGGUCUGACACUUAAGCCAUUGUCAGAAACACGUUGGGAAAGCCAUGUGAAAAGUGUCAAGCCUAUAAAAGAGCAAUAUGUACAAAUAAGAGACGCUUUACUUGACUUGAUAAAUAUUGCUAAAGAUCCUAAAACAAAGAGUGAAGCUGAGUCAUUAGCAACACAUGAACCUGAAAAUUUUGAGUUCUUACUUGGUAUGAUCAUUUGGUAUAAGUUGUUGCAUGCUUUAAAUACUGUUAGUAAAUUUUUUCAAGCCGAAAAUAUGGAUAUUGAUGAGGCCAUCAAACUUUUAGAAGCACUUAUUUUGUUUCUCGAAAAUUAUAGAGAAUCUGGAUUUGCCAGUGCCAUGGAUGAAGCUAAACAAAUAGGAGUUGAAAUGGGAAUUGAAGCUGUUUUUCAAGAGAAACGUAAUAUUCGAAGAAAGAUGCAGUUUGAUGAAAGUGGUAGUGAAGAGGUAACACAAUCAGCUGAAGAAUCUUUUCAAGUUGAUUAUUUUCUCUUUAUAAUUGACCAAGCUCGAUCUUCACUUCAAACUAGUUUGUUGAAAUCUUGUAAGAAUCUUGAGCAGUAUUUGAGCCAUAAUGGACAUUCAGACAUUAUUGGUGAUAACUUAUGUACGAAGUUUUUAGUUUUGAAGUGCUAUUUACCUGGAGAAAUAAAAAGAGUAAUUGAUGUACUAAAUCACCUGAAGAAAAUGAAUGCUUGUUUUCCGAAUGCUUGCAUUGCUUACAAGAUUUUGCUCACUAUACCAGUUACAUUACAUCAGCAGAAAGAACGAAGAUUGAAUGGAUUGGCUAUGUUGUCCAUUGAAGAAGAAAUAGUUAAAGAACUCGACUAUACAAAAUUGAUUGAUAUUUUUGCCUCAAAAACUGCAAGACGAGUUGUAUUUAAGUGA
Messenger RNA from Olea europaea var. sylvestris, 1503 nucleotides. RefSeq lists its product as uncharacterized. Bases 1 to 1503 code for a protein of 500 amino acids. The record is from RefSeq and is a predicted model, not a curated record. The transcript has 6 exons. Lineage: Eukaryota; Viridiplantae; Streptophyta; Magnoliopsida; Lamiales; Oleaceae.